Enhydra lutris kenyoni (northern sea otter) is the source of this 1101-nucleotide messenger RNA. Its product is annotated as actin like 8. Gene Ontology annotation, cellular component: actin filament; stress fiber; striated muscle thin filament. Bases 1 to 1101 code for a protein of 366 amino acids. Lineage: Eukaryota; Metazoa; Chordata; Mammalia; Carnivora; Mustelidae. The transcript has 2 exons. Gene Ontology annotation, biological process: skeletal muscle thin filament assembly. The record is from RefSeq and is a predicted model, not a curated record.
AUGGCCGCGAGAACCAUUAUCAUCGAUCAUGGGUCUGGCUUUCUGAAGGCUGGCUUGUCUGGGUGGAAUGAACCCCAGAUGGUCUUCCCGAGCAUCGUGAACUACGUCCCGUGCAGGGAGAAUCCUGGCCCCAGCUAUGCCCAGAGGCGCGUGAGUCUAGGCAUCGACAUUUGCCAUCCUGAUACCUUUAGCUACCCCAUCCAGCGUGGCCGUAUCCUCAACUGGGAGGGCGUGGAGCACAUCUGGUCAUUUGUGCUGGAGAGACACAGACGGGAGCAUGAGGACUUCCCUGUGAUGGUCACAGAGUCCCCUCUGAGAGAGCCUGCGGACCGACGGAAGACCCUGGAGAUUAUGUUUGAGUUACAGGAUGUGCCGUCCAUCCUGCUGGCCGACCAGCUGGAGAUGUCCCUGUACGCCUCCGGCCUCCUGACCGGCGUGGUCGUGGAUUCGGGCUACGGCCUGACCCGUGUGCAGCCCUUCCACCUGGGCCGCCCCUUGCGGUCCGGCGGUAAGACGCUGGAGUUCGCGGGCCAGGAUCUGUCGGCCUAUCUCUUCAAGAGCCUCUUCAAGGAGGAUUGUAAUCGCCACAACCUGUUCCAGUUGGAGACGGUGGCCACCACCCAGAUGAGCAAGUGCUACGUGCCCCAGAAUCUGGCGGAGGCCCUGGACUUCCGCCAGAGCCUGCCGAGUGGCUCGGAUGAAAACAACACCUACCAGCUUCCCGACGGCACCCCAGUGGAGCUGACCCCCAUGCAGCGGCUGGCCCCCGAGAUGUUCUUCAGCCCCCAGGUGUUCGACCUACAAGGGCCCGGUAUCUCCCAGGCCGUGGUGGAGGCCAUCCUGGCCUGCGAGGCGGCCGUGCACCCGCUGCUCACCUCCCACGUGAUGGCCUGCGGGGGCAACACCCUGUACCCUGGCUUCACCAAGCGCCUGUACAAGGAGCUGAUUGCAGAGCAUUUCUCCUCCACCAAGGCCACCAUGUGGGUGGGUUCCAACAGGAACUUCAGCGUCUGGCUUGGAGCUUCUGUUGUGGCCCAUCUGUCUUCCUACAAGUCCGAGUGGAUGACCAAAGAGGAGUACGAAGAGAGUCAGAGGCUGUGA